AUGGUUGAAGAUGGUGACAGAGUUUGUUGGAAGAAGAAAUCAAUAUUCUUUGAUCCCGAGUAUUGGAAAUACCUUCCUGUGAGGCAUGUCCUAGAUGUUAUGCACAUUGAGAAGAAUGUUUGCAAUAGUAUCAUUGGUACAUUGCUGGAGAUCCCUGGAAAAAAUAAAGAUGGGAUUGCUGCUCGAUUAGAUUUAUUGAACAUGGGGGUCAAAACUGAUUUGCAACCCGAGUAUGGAGAAAGACGUAAUUGUUUGCCUCCCAGGCCUUGGAAUUUGUCAAGAGCAGAGAAGAGAGAGGUUUGCAAUUCUUUCUAUGGUAUGAAGGUCCCUGAAGCCUGCAAGAAUCGUACUCGUCCCGAAGGUUGCAUUGCUGAGCGGUAUAUAGUUGAAGAAGCUGUAGAGUUUUGUACCGAGCAUUUAUCUGAUGUUAGUACAGUUGGAGUGCCUUCAAGCCAAAAGAUGGGAGUUUCAAAGCCAUUAUCAGGUUGCACAGUGAGCGUAGUUGAUCGGGACCUGUUGAACCAAGCACAUCUAUAUGUCUUGGAGAAUACGGAGGAAGUCCUACCUUAUAUCGAGCAACAUAUGAUCCACAUCAAGACCGCUUAUCCAAAAUUUAGAAAGAGAACAAAGUGGCUGCAGGAUAAGCACAAUAGCACUUUCAUUCAAUGGCUACGCUUCAAGGUUCAAAGUGAACUUAAUGAGGAAGACAAUCAUGGCGUAUCAGAAAAUUUAAGGUGGCUAGCAGCUGGUCCAAACAUGGCAGUGCCAUCAUAUAGGAGCUAUCUUAUUAAAGGUAUUAAAUUCAACAUCAAGGCACAAGAUGAUGUGCGGACAACUCAAAAUAGUGGAGUUUAUUUACUUGCACAUACUAUGCAAGUUGCUAGUGCCAAGGAUAAAAACCCAAUUCUCUCAAAUAUGGGUUUCUAUGGUGUCAUUCAAGAAAUUUGGGACCUUGACUACCAAAUGGACGAACUUGGAUUUACCCUUGUAGAUUUGAGUAAAAUUGGACAUAGGAAUGACCAAUUUGUUUUGGCUUCUCAAGUCAAACAAGUAUUUUUUGUUGACGACCCGAUGCAUCGUGGUUGGUCGGUAGUGUUAUCAAUGCCUAAUAGAGAAUAUAAUGAUGUUAUUGGUGAUGAUGUCUUAGGUGAUGUGAGAAUUGAGUGUGAGCCAUUUACUAGAGGGAUGCCAAAUGUUGACACAUUUGAUGAAGUGGUGGGUGAGUUAGGGAGUCAAAAUAUUCGAGAUGGGUGUGAAGAUAUAUGGAUUGAAUGA
Molecule: messenger RNA, 1275 nt
Organism: Prunus armeniaca (apricot)
Lineage: Eukaryota; Viridiplantae; Streptophyta; Magnoliopsida; Rosales; Rosaceae
Source: the annotation of a GenBank genome assembly